Molecule: messenger RNA, 1433 nt
Organism: Eufriesea mexicana
Lineage: Eukaryota; Metazoa; Arthropoda; Insecta; Hymenoptera; Apidae
Gene: Spt-I
Product: serine palmitoyltransferase subunit I
Exons: 2
Coding region: 27-1433 (468 amino acids)
Biological process (GO): sphingosine biosynthetic process; ceramide biosynthetic process
Cellular component (GO): endoplasmic reticulum
Molecular function (GO): serine C-palmitoyltransferase activity; pyridoxal phosphate binding
Source: RefSeq, a predicted model, not a curated record
AUAUAAAAUAUCAUACAAUCGAAAAUAUGAGCACAAAAUUUAUAUUUAUUGAAUCAAUGAACAUUCUAAGUACAAUACCUCAGUAUCAUAUAUUACUAGGAACUUUUUUGAUUUUAUGGCUUAUUUGGUUUAUUAGUAAAAGAUAUUUCAAUAGUCAUGAAAGAGCAUUAAAUGAAGAUGAAGUUGAAAAAAAACUUGCAGAAUGGAAUCCUGAACCCCUGAUAAACAAUCCACAAACAAAUCAUUUAUCAUUAAAUCCGAGAUGUGUAACAUCUAGAGCUGGUAAAAGAAUAGUAGUAGAUGGUAAAGAUUGUUUGAAUUUAGGUACACACAAUUACCUAGGUUUAAUUGAAAACAAUGAAAUAGAAAAAGAUGCAAUAGCAGCAAUAAGAAAAUAUGGAGUAGGUUCUUGUGGUCCACGUGGAUUUUAUGGUACUGUUGAUGUUCAUCUUGAGUUAGAAGAACGUUUAGCAAAUUAUACAGAUACUGAAGAAGCAGUUGUAUAUUCAUAUGGAUUUAGUACAAUUGCAUCUGCAAUUGCAGCAUAUUGUAAGCGCAAAGAUCUUGUCUUUGUAGAUGAAAGAGUAAAUUUUGCUAUACAAAAAGGAUUAGAUGCUACUAAAGCUAAUAUUAAUUAUUUUAAACAUAAUGAUGUGAAUGAUCUUUAUGAUUUAUUGUCUAAACAAGAAAAGCUUGAUGAACAAAAUCCUAAAAAGGCAGCUAAAACUAAACGUUUUUUAAUAGUUGAGGGUAUUUAUAUGAAUACUGGAAAUAUAUGUCCAUUACCAGAGUUACUUUCAUUAUGUAGAAAAUAUAAAUUAAGAAUAUUUAUUGAUGAAUCAAUAUCAUUUGGAACUCUUGGUGAACAUGGGAAAGGUAUUACUGAACACUUUGGUAUUCCUAGACAUGAAAUUGAUAUGAUUAUGGGAUCCUUAGAUUGGGCCAUGGGAUCUAUUGGAGGCUUUUGUGUAGGUACAUCAUUUGUUAUUGAACAUCAACGCUUAUCUGGACUUGGAUAUUGCUUUUCUGCAUCUUUACCACCUCUCUUAACAUCUGCUGCUAUUACUUCUUUAGAUAUUAUGAAAAAUAAUCCACAGAUAUUUAAAUCAUUAAAGAAUAAUUGUAUAGCUAUAAAUAAUGGGCUUCAAAAUAUUCAUUGCUUAGAAUGUUUAAGCUUUCCAGAAUCCCCAGUAAAACAUGUAUAUUUAAAAAAUAGAAUGGACCGUACUACAGAAGAAGAAGUACUUUCUAAAAUCUCUAACAGAUGUAUUGAAAAUAAUUUAGCAAUUAUAACACCUGUUUAUUUAGAAGCAGAAAAAAAUUUACCUAGGCCUAGUCUUAGGCUUUGCAUUUCUACACUUCUCAACAAAAAUGAUAUUGAUUUUGCAUUGAACAUAUUAAAAAAUUGUGCUGAAGAAAUUCUAUCAGUAUAA